GUCCGAACGCUCUCAUCACCAUCCCUGCCCAUGGCCCGCGGGUUGGAGCUAGGUGAUAUCCAUGGUUUCCUUCCAGCUCGCACCGUUCUGUGGUUCAGUGAUCGACCCCAGAAUGAGGGAGCUGGGCCUGCCGGGUUCCCCACUCAGCAAAGGCUCACUGCUGUCACUCUGCAUUGGGCGCACAGUGAUUUCCACGUGGGUUGGAAACAUUUUGUGUGACUGUGCUGGCUUGAGUAGCUGCCCCAGGGACUCUGUGCUUGCCCUGGCUCCACCCGUGUGUCAGGCAUGCCCAGAAACAAAAAUAAAAGUCAAGCUUGAGCCUUGGGAUUUCUGGUCCCUCAGGGGAGCAAGAAACAGAAGGUGACUGAAGUAUUUGUGUACAUGGGGGACAUGUUUCUGUUAGCUGUGUUUAGGACAUGGAGGAUCCAAAAGUCCCUGGAAAGAUGAUGCUGUUGGGAUAGCCAACCUUGUCUGCAGCUACCCCUGGAAAGGCCUUUGGGCACUGAUGGGGAGUGCUGUGGACAAGAAUCAGGGCGCUCCUCCUGCCAAGUGCUAAACCUGCCCCAGGCAUGGGACACAAGUUGCAUCUCAUUGAGCCCUUUGUGCUGUCCUUCCUGGUCUGGUGCUGCUCUGGGGAGGAGUGGCCCUUCUCCUUGGCCUCUUGCUCCCUUUCCUCUGGCCAGUCAAAAUAUUUGCAGUCUCAGCAUGAGCUGGGUUGGGAAACUGCUCGGGGGCAAGACACAGUUAGGAGAAAUCCCUGGCUGGAUCUGGAUCUGGUUCACCCCACAGCACAAAGGCAGGGAGAACAGAGGACAGGGAAGCACUUCUGCUCCCUGCAGCAGCAUGGCCACGCUUCCCUGGCUCUGGGGAUUGAGUAAGGUUUUGUGGGAGUGCCCAGCUCAUCAGGUGUGUCCCAGAGGUUCACCUGGCAUCUAGCCAGAGCAGCCUUUCGCCAUCUCUCCCCUGCAGUGACUCCUACUGUGCCAACAGGGGUGGUGCCAAAACCUUUGUGCACCCAGGGGCUGAACGUGCUGCCCGUGUGAGCGUUUCCUGGUGGCAAAAAGUAUCUUAUUCACCUCUUUAAUCCCUGAGGAACCUGUGCUUUCCCUUCACUCCUCCAAAACCUUGGGGUGUGUGCAGCAGCCUCGGGCUGCCAUCAGUCUGGCAGCUGCAAUGGGCAGAGCUCCAGCCCCCUUGGUUCCUGCCUGCUGUGAGGAAUGGCUGGCAGCAAAGCACCUGGGGGAGCUGAGCCUCAGCGAGGUGUGAGAGCAGCAGGCUUCUCCUGGAGCAGUGACAAGCAGCCAUGCAACCCUGCCUCUCUUCCUCACCCCUUCUUGGGCAGAGGCCUGUCCUUUCUCAGCCCUCCAGGACUCUUCUCAGAGCUUGCUUUCAGCCCUGCCCAGCAGUUAUCCUCUGCCACCGCUUUGGAGGCGCAGGGCAGGGCCUCUCCUGACCCUGCAUGAGGCAGUCACUGCUUGUUGAGUCCUAUUUCUCCUGGGGUUUUCACCCUGGAGGCAAAAGAAAUACAACAAAAAAUGCUUUCCCAUGUUUGCCAAGCCCAGGUGAGCUUCUUCAGCACCAGGGGACUGGAGCUGAGUGACAGCCUGCAGCUGGCAUCAGAGGCCUAGCCUGGUGAAUCACUGCCACUUUCCCUGCUGUGGGGGCCCUUCCCAUUCCAUCUGGAGUCAGAAAUGCUUCUGCAUCCUGGAGAGACCCAGUGAGUGCAGCAGCAUGGGGAUGAUGCUGCUGCCCUCCCAUACUCUCAAGCUCUUUGGGACUGAUGCUGAACCCUGCUCAGCAUCUCAGUCUCCAGAUCACUUGGGCCUCUCCACCGUGGGUGGCAGGAGUUGUCUGUGCCAGGCAGUUGGGCUGGACUCAGCUUUUCCCUUGGCUUCAGUGGUUCUUGGUGGUGAGGGUGGGUUGGCCUGAGAGGAGUGGUUUGGAUGCAGCACCGGUCAUGGGGCUGGCUUUGCCAGAGCUGAGGGCAGCACCAGGCUGCUUUGAUCUCUGGGCUUCCUCUCGGUUUGUGGCUGCAGCUCCACAUUUGUGGCUGCUUGUUGCCCCAGACAUUUCUAGGCAACAAAUGCCCUGGCAACAUGGGGCCAGCAGGACAGAGGUGGCAGUGUCCUUCCUCUGUCAGGGUGCCUCCCUUGGAGCUGCCUCCUGCCAUGGCCGUGCCCCUGCACAGCGAGGGGUCUGUGCUUGCACAUGGGUGCAGGCAGAACAGGGUGUUCCCGAGGGACAGCUUGCCUCCCACUGGAGGAGAGGCAGGCUCAGGGGAGCUGGGCUAGGCCAAGGUGUUGUUGGGCUUGGCUCCACGUCCUCACAUGGGAGCUGGGCCGUGGGCUGUGUGUGAAACGGUGCCCUGGAACUGUGGCAGGCAGCUGGCACCUGGGGGUGGGCAGGAUCCCAGUGGCUGGGCCUGUUUCUGUGCUGCAAACCCCUGCAGGCUGGCAGGCACUGCCAGGGUCGGGGUGUGCAGCCAGGGCAGCGAGGGAGGAAACCUUCCCAGCUCUCUGCUCUCACCGCCUCCAUGGAGACACCUCCAGUGGGACUGUUUGCAGGGGUUGUUUUGGCUCUGCUCUCUCAAAGCCCUGAACACUGUGGGGUGACACUGAUGAGUGCACCUGGGCCAGCAGCUCCCAAACCCUGUAGGGGAGCUGGCAUUGUAAGGAGGGCAUGUCUACAAAGGGGACAGGGUGAACAACUCACAUGCCCUGCUCAGCCUACUCUCUUCCUGGGCCACGAGGAGCAGAGGUGUCCUGUUUCCAGGCCAGGCCCCGCUGACGCUGUCUGUAAACUGGCUGGGGGAUAAAUAUUCAAGGUGCAGUCAUGCUGGUUAAGUUCCCAGCUAGUGGGAGAAGGGGGAGGAACUCUCCUUUCGCCAGGGAGCUCUGCUCUCAUCUGUCAUGGGAGCCUGUCCCAGGCCUGCUUCCUUCUUAGGGUGUUACAGGCUCCUAUUCUGGCGCUGUUGCACAGGACACUGUUUGACUGAAAUAGCUGUCGCUCCAAGCUGUGUGACAGGCUCCCCCCGUUGACUCUGGAGGCUCAGUUUUGCAGAUCCAGGCCUCCUCAUGUCCUUGCCCUCAGCUGUGUCUCGGGGUGUUAGUGCCAGCAGCUGCUCUGGGCCGGUGUUUCUGUAGUGGGAGCCAUGAGCAUGACACUUGCUUUCCAGGUUUUUAAUGCGUGCCACAUACUGAAGACCCCUGAUUGUAUGUUGGGAGCUCUGACAAGCCCAUGCUUUUGGCAGUAAGCAUUGUAGCAGCUGUGAUGAGGUAGGUUUCCUCACUGAGUGCUGCAUGGGGCUUCCCAUAAACAACAUGGUGAAGGUCAUGUAAGGGCACUGGCCCUGAGGCAAAGAGUGGAUCCUGCUGCUGUUGGGUCUUUUCCACCUGCUCCUCCUGCCAUGCUUGCUGUUUCCUCUCUUUAGGCCAUUACUUCCUUGCCAGAGAGUUUGACCACAGAGAGUCGCCAAGAUAGCUGGGCCAGGAAGAAAACGUCGCACCCCUGACCCAGACUCCAUUAGCGACCCCGGCGGGCUGUUUGUGUCCUCCAAACGGCUGAAAAUGUCCAGCAGCACAAAUGCCCCUGGCCAGAGGAGAGCGUCUCGGGGCUUGGAUGAUGCCACCAACAAGAAGAAGCAAAAGGAUCGAGCCAAUCAGGAAAGCAAGGAAGAGCUGCUGAUGGACUGGAAGCAGAAUGCCGAUGAGAUCAUUAUCAAGUUGAAUUUGGGCACUGGAGCUCUGAAGGCAGAGGAUGUACGUGCUGAUUUCACUGACACGGACUGUGUGGUCAAACUACCAGACGGGCGCCAGUGGAGCUGUCAGUUCUAUGAGGAGAUUGAGAGCUCCUGCAGCAAGAUCCAGUGCAAGAAGGGCAACUUUCUCCAGCUUGUGCUGCAGAAGAAGAUCCCACUCCAUAACUGGUCUUCACUUCUGAAAAAAAGGAAAGACGGAUCCAAAGAAGUGGCCAAAGGGGCUGUGUGCUGGGAGAACGGGAAGGAGAAGGCUGCUUCUGCAGAGCUGACCCCUGAAGAGCCGAAGGCUGAAGGCACAGAGCCACCGAGAUCCCGGCGGGAGCCCUCCAACCCCAAGCGUGCUCCAGGAAGGAGCGAGGUCCUGGGAGGGAAGAGCCCAGCCAGCCCAGGGACACAGAGUGGCCCCAGUGCCAAGCGGGCAGUGUACCUCAAAGUGGCUCCCACGGAAGAGGAGCCGAAUGCCCGGGUCAGCGGGGGCACAGAGCCCAGCAAGGGGCACGGCACGAGGGCCGGCAGCCGCCGCAAUGGCAGAACCAGCCAGGCUGAUGCACCCGCGGCCCUGGCAGACCUCGCGCUGCCACUCGAGAAGGCUGUGGUUUUGGCCAAAGAGAGUGUUCCCGUGGAGAUGCCACCUCUUGCAGCUACCACAGAGGUGCUCCCCCAUCGUGUUGCCACCUGUGUUGAGAAGAGAGUCCUGCAGCCAGGCAGCCCUACUGAGGCCUUGCGGAGCCGGGACUGCCUGCCCGUCCUGGGAGAGAGCUCUAAGGCCGUCCCAGUGGCCACCCCUCCCAUGGGCAGGGAUGGUGAGAAGAGGGACUGGUCCAAGGACGACGUGGCUCUGGAAGCAGCAGCUGAUGAGCCAGAGCCUUUUGUAAGCCUGACCUUUGUCAAGAAUGACUCAUAUGAGAAGGGCAAUGAUCUGGUGGUGGUGCAUGUCUAUAUGAAGGAGAUCCACAAGGAGACAUCCAAGGUGUUGUUCCGGGAACAAGACUUCACACUAGUGUUCCAGACGAGUGAUACGAACUUCCUUCGUCUCCAUCCUGGCUGUGGGCCCCACACGGUGUUCCGGUGGCAGGUGAAGCUCAGGAACCUUAUUGAGCCGGACCAAUGCACGUACAACUUCACGGUGUCUCGCAUCGAUGUCUGCCUGAAGAAACGCCAGAGCCAGCGCUGGGGGGGGCUGGAGGCUCCAGCCACACGAGGUGCAGUGGGUGGUGCAAAGGUUGCCAUGCCUACAGGCCCUACCCCUCUGGAUAAGAACCCUCCGGGCAGUAACCAGCACCCCCUCUCCAGCAAGGAAGAGGCCCGAACCAGCGACAAAGAGAAGCCACGUGUGGAAGAUGGGGCUCUGGAUGGUGUGGCAGCCCGUACGGCCCCAGAGCACUUGGCAGUGAAGCAAGAGCCACACAUUCCUUCGCCCAAACCAACAUGUAUGGUGCCACCAAUGACACACAGCCCAGUGAGUGCCGAGAGCGUGGAGGAUGAUGAGGAUGAGGAUGAGAAGAAGAAGGUCUGCCUGCCUGGCUUCACAGGUCUGGUGAACCUGGGCAACACCUGCUUCAUGAACAGUGUCAUCCAGUCCCUGUCCAACACCCGGGAGCUGCGUGACUACUUCCAUGAUCGGUCCUUUGAGUCAGAAAUCAACUAUAACAACCCACUGGGGACGGGUGGACGCCUGGCCAUCGGCUUUGCCAUGCUGCUCAGAGCGCUGUGGAAGGGCACACACCAUGCCUUCCAGCCCUCUAAACUGAAGGCAAUUGUGGCCAGCAAGGCCAGCCAGUUCACUGGCUAUGCCCAGCAUGAUGCUCAGGAGUUCAUGGCCUUCCUGCUCGAUGGCCUGCACGAGGACCUCAACCGCAUCCAGAACAAGCCCUACACAGAGACUGUUGACUCGGAUGGGAGGCCUGAUGAGGUGGUAGCUGAGGAGGCUUGGCAACGACACAAGAUGAGGAAUGACUCGUUCAUAGUAGACCUCUUCCAGGGCCAGUACAAAUCCAAGCUCGUCUGCCCAAUGUGCUCCAAGGUGUCUAUUACCUUUGACCCCUUCCUGUAUCUCCCCGUGCCCCUCCCACAGAAGCAAAAAGUGCUGACUGUCUACUACUUUGCAAAGGAGCCACACAAGAAACCCAUCAAGUUCCUCGUGAGUAUCAGCAAGGAGAACUCCAGUGCCAUGGAGGUGCUUGACUCAGUUGCCCACAGUGUGCGUGUGAAACCAGAGAACCUGCGCCUGGCAGAGGUGAUCAAGAAUCACUUCCACCGCAUGUUCCUGCCCUCUAACUCACUAGACACAGUCUCGCCAACGGACCUGCUGCUGUGCUUUGAGGUGCUGUCCCCAGAGCUGGCCAAGGAGCGUGUGGUGGAGCUGCAGGUCCAGCAGCGUCCACAGGUGCCCAGUGGCCCUGUUGCCAAGUGUGCAGCCUGCCAGAAGAAGCAGCUGCCAGAGGAUGAGAAGCUCAAGCGCUGCACGAGGUGCUAUCGAGUUGGUUACUGCAACGUGGCAUGUCAGAAAACACACUGGCCAGACCACAAGGCUUCGUGCCGUCCUGAGAACAUCGGUUUUCCCUUCCUCAUCAGCGUGCCCGAGUCCCGCCUCACCUACGCCCGCCUGGCCCAGCUGCUGGAGGGCUAUGCCAGGUACUCAGUCAGCGUGUUCCAGCCUCCGUUCCAGUUGGGCCGGAUGUCACCGGAGCAGGGGCUGCAGCCGCUGCACUCGGACAAGCUGGAGCCCCUGGCCAAGAGCAGCUGUGCAGCAGCCACCUCUGCCCCCGAGCUGGGAGAUGGGGACAGGGUUUCCAGCCUCCCUCAGGAGCCCCCGCUCUCCCCAGCUGUGCCUGAGCUGCAGCCAGAGAUGGGGGAUACUACCACUGUCCGGAGCAAGGCCCUGACAGCCAGGAGUUCCCUCCUGAGCUUGGAUUCAGGGUUCUCUGAGCACAUGGAGUCACAGGGUGACAGCUGUUGUGAGAAGGAGCCAUCCUAUGAGAGAGCCCUCAAGCCAGAAGCUGCCAUCCCUGGGUACCAACACACUCCAGACUCACUGAGUGCCCGCGCCACGCAGUUCUACAUCACUAAGAUCGACGCUGCCAACCGAGAGCACAAGCUGGAAGAUAAAGGUGACAUCCCCCUGGAUCUGACAGACGACUGCUCCCUUGCCCUGGUGUGGAAGAACAAUGAGCGCCUCAAGGAAUUCGUGUUGGUAGAAUCCAAGGAGUUGGAGUGUGUGGAGGAUCCAGGCUCAGCCAGCGAAGCAGCCCGGGCUGGCCACUUCACCCUGGAGCAGUGCCUCAAUCUCUUCACGAAGCCUGAAGUCCUGGCCCCAGAGGAAGCGUGGUACUGCCCCAAGUGCAAGCAGCACCGCGAGGCUUCCAAGCAGCUGAUGCUGUGGCGGCUGCCCAACGUCCUCAUCAUCCAGCUCAAGCGCUUCUCCUUCCGCAGCUUUAUUUGGAGGGACAAGAUCAAUGACAUGGUGGACUUUCCUGUCCGGAGUCUGGACCUGAGCAAGUUCUGCAUUGGUCGGAAGGGUGAGCAGCAGCUGCCUAUGUAUGACCUGUAUGCUGUGAUCAACCACUAUGGAGGCAUGAUUGGAGGGCACUACACAGCGUACGCCCGCCUGCCCAACGACAAGAACAGCCAGCGCAGCGACGUGGGCUGGCGGCUCUUUGAUGACAGCACAGUCACCACGGUGGAUGAGAGCCAGGUGGUGACCAGAUACGCCUAUGUCCUCUUCUACCGCCGGAGGAACUCUCCUGUGGAGAGACCCCUGCCAGGACAUCCCUCAGACCACCGCGCCGAGCGCACCCCCUCUGCCGAAGCUGCUGCCAGCCAG
This is a messenger RNA of Zonotrichia albicollis (white-throated sparrow), 7580 nucleotides long. Lineage: Eukaryota; Metazoa; Chordata; Aves; Passeriformes; Passerellidae. The record is from RefSeq and is a predicted model, not a curated record.